CAGCACUUUAUCCUGAACCGGUGCUGUCUUUGAGGUGCGACUGACUGUGGCGCUACUCCCUGCUACCUGUUUCUCCUCCCCAUCUUACAUUCGACAAUCCUAUUCCCUCAUUCCUCGACUCGAACCGCCAUCAGCAUGGAUCUCAUCGACGAUCGCGCAGUCCUUGACGAUGAAGAAGAGGAUGAAUCUAUUGAUGAGGAGACCGGUGAAGUGAGGAACCGGCAAAAUGGAGCCAAUGGUCGCUUUGACGAUUCUUCUGAGGACGAGGAAGACGAUGACGACGAAGAAGCCGCAGCGGAGGUUGCGAAAGGCUUCAUCGUGGAUGAAGACGAAGAAGAAGAGGAAGCCCGCCGAGAACGAAGACGCGAACGCAAGAAACGUCGCCGUGAAGAGCGCGAAGAUGAAGGCCUCGACGAAGAAGAUCUGGAGCUGAUCGGCCUGAAACCUACGGAAGAAGCCCCCGAACCCAAAUUCAAGCGUCUAAAGCGUGGCCCUCGCGAAGACCGAGAUGCACAGCAAUCCUAUGGCGUCAAUGAUAUCUUUGGCCACUCGGAUGAAGAGGAAGAGGCUGUUGACUACAAUCGCCGAAGCCGGCCAGAUCGUCGCGGUUUGCAGGAUGAGUUCGAUGACUUUAUUGAAGAGGAUGUCUUCUCAGAUGAGGAACAACAGCGACAACGAGAAGAUGAAGAAGUGGCUCGGCCCAAUCGCCGAGGCCUUCCAGACCUUGGUAUUGCAGACGUCGCGGGGCUCGAUGAAGCUGCGUUAGAAGACUUCCGUGCAGCUUUCGGUGAUGGCACCGACUACGACUUCGCGCUUGAGAAGGAAGAGGAAGCCGACGAAGAGGAAGCUGCCAAGGACAAGCACCUUGAUCUCAAGGAUGUCUUUGAGCCUUCGCAACUCGCCGAGAAGAUGUUGACAGACGAAGACAACGCCAUUAAAUACGCCGACGAACCUGAACGGCAUCAGCUCGCCAGAAAAGCGUAUCGCCAUGUUGAACUUACAGAGGAUGAGUUCAAAGAUGAGGCUGGCUGGAUAUCCAAACUUAUGCUUCCCACCAAAAACUUCCCCUCGGAACUUCAUGAACCUUUCAGACGGGCUGUCGCCCAUGUUCUCGAAUUUCUAGUGCGAGACGACUACGAAGUACCGUUCAUAUUUCAAAACCGGAAAGAUUAUCUGCUUCAUGUCGUCCAGAAAGUCGUGGGCAGGGAGGAAGAUGGCACUCCACGGACAGUCGCGGAUGCCACCAGGCUUCUUGUUCAGCGCGACUUAUGGCAAAUUUUCGAGCAUGACCUAAAAUACCGCGCCCUUACCGAAAAAAGACAAGCAUUACAGAAAACAUAUCAAGACCUGAAAUCGGCCAACGUCCCCGAGGAUGAGACUUUUCAGCAAAUGCUUCCUUUAGCUGCCACGAUGGAGGAGCUGCAAGACCUCCAGGACUACCUCUACUUCGAGUAUGCUUCGCAGCUGAAGGACCUGGCUCUGACCUCGAAUGGCGACACGAAUGGUGUCAACAUGUCUCAGAAAAAAGCCUCCACAAAAACCGUCUACGAGGAAAUACGCGCUUCCAAAGCCUUCGGUCUUGUUCGUGCCUUCGGCAUAUCCGCAAACGCUUUCGCGCAGAAUGCUGCCAGAGAAGGUGUUCGAACAUAUACGGAAGACCCCAGUGACAGUCCGGAACAUCUUGCAGACACACUGAUCGACGAUGAGUUUCCUACAUCCUCCCGAGUACUCAAAGCGGCCAAGUCCAUGUUCAUUGAAGAAUUUGUGAUGAGCCCGAGGUUUAGGGGUUAUAUCAGGAAAUCCGUCUACACCGAUGGGGCCAUUGACUGCCAUCGGACUGAAAAGGGUCUUCGCAAAAUCGACGAGCAGCAUCCGUACUAUGAGUUCAAAUACCUGAAGAACCAGGACUUUGCAGCGUUCUUCCAGAGGCCUGAUCUUUUCCUCAAGAUGCUGAAGGCCGAAGAAGAGGGUCUGGUGAACAUUCAGGUCCGUCUGAAGAAUCCCGAAUCAUUCAAAAAGCAACUGUGCAAGCACAUUGAAACCGACAAUUACUCCACUGUUGCGGAUGCGUGGAAUGCUGAACGCCGCGACGUGGUGUCCAUUGCGGUAGAUAAGGUAAUGAAGCUCAUGGGGCGCCUUGUCAAAGAAAACCUCAAAGAGCAAUGCGAAAACGUCAUUGGCACCGAAUGCCGAGAAGAAUUUACCACACGUCUUGACCAAGCACCAUAUCAACCACGUGGAAUGAAAAAAGGCACGACCCCUCGGGUGCUGACUCUGUCCAGUGGAGGAGGUGUUCCUGGCCGUGAUCCAAUUUAUUGGGCGUAUGUGUCGGAUGAUGGCAGGGUUCUUGAGCAUGGCCGGUUUAAGGAACUAGGUCCUGGCGAUCGGGAACGCAGCAUUCCGGAUGGUAAAGACGUGGAGGCCCUGAUAGACGUUAUUCGUCGGAGGGAGCCAGAAGUCGUUGGGGUUUCUGGGUGGACUCCGGACACACGGAAACUUCUUGCGAACAUUACGACCCUUAUCCAAAACCAUGAUCUGCGUGGUCCCACAUUUGCAGAUGAGGAUGACCGAGAUCGCAGCGAAUUGUUGGAAGUCAUCUUGGUCAACGAUGAGGUGGCACGGAUGUAUCAGACAAGCGACCGAGGCAAGACAGACCAUCCUGGACUCCCACCCUUAGCGCUGUACUGCGUGGCCCUGGCUAAGUACAUGCAAGACCCUCUCAAAGAGUAUGCUGCCCUGGGUAGGGACCUUGUCUCACUCAGCUUCCAUCCAGCUCAGAACCUUCUUCCUCAGGAAAAGCUUCUAAGCAAGCUGGACAUGGCAUUGGUUGACGUUGUUAACAUGGUUGGAGUCGACAUCAAUGAAGCUGCCAGUGAUAUGUCUGUCGCAAAUCUUCUCCCGUACGUUGCUGGCUUGGGCCCGCGAAAGGCAGCGCAUGUCCUCAAGGUCAUACAUCUCAAUGGCGGGUAUGUCAGUACUCGUGAGGACCUCCUCGGUGUGAACGAGAAUCAUCCUGCGAUGGGAUUCAAAGUAUGGAGCAACGCCGCAUCAACAUUGCAUAUACACUUCGACAUGCAGGAGCCACAGGCCGAAUACCUAGACGCAACACGUGUGCACCCCGAAGACUACGACAUUGCUCGCAAAAUGGCUGCUGACGCUCUUGAACUCGAUGAAGAGGAUAUUGAGGCCGAGCGACAAGAAGGCGGACCUGGCGCUAUCGUUCGACGAUUGAUUCGGGAAGAGGCGCAAGAGCGUGUCAACGAUCUCGUCCUUGAGGAGUACGCCGAGCAACUGGAGAAGAAUCUUAACUCGAAGAAGCGAACCACUCUGGAGAAUAUCCGUGCAGAACUCAACGAGCCUUACGAAGAACUGCGAAAUCCAUUCCGCAGUACAUUAGGCGAGUCAGAAGUCUUCACAAUGCUGACUGGCGAGACCAGAGAAUCAUUACAGAAGGGCAUGAAUGUGCCUAUCUCUUUGAAGCGGGUCAGUGAUACUCACAUCGAAGGUAAACUAGAUUGUGGCCUGGACGCUAUCGUUGAAGACGGUCAGUGGUCGGACAGCGGAGUCUCGCCGAAACAACUUUACACCAUCCAUCAGACUGUGCAAGCACACAUCACCUCGAUCAAUCGCAAGGAUUUUGUGGUGACUGUCAGCUUGAGAGAAGAUCAGACAAAAAGAUCCUUCAAGAGAUACAACCAUAGCGACCGCAAUUACAACGAAUGGGACGAUCGUGAGGAAGCUGCAGAUAAGAAGUUGCUCGAGGAAAAGGCCGACUCUGGAGGUCGUGUCACUCGAGUCAUCAAACACCCUCUUUUCCGGCCGUUUAACGCGAAGCAGGCAGAAGAGUAUCUGGGCAGUCAAAACCGUGGUGACGUGGUUAUUCGCCCGUCAUCAAAAGGAAAUGACCAUCUUGCCGUGACUUGGAAAGUGGCUGACGGCAUCUUCCAGCACAUUGAUGUUCUGGAGCUUGACAAAGAGAACGAAUUCUCCCUGGGGAGAACUCUGAGAAUCGGUGGGCGCUAUAAUUAUUCAGACUUGGACGAGCUUAUCGUGCUGCACGUCAAGGCCAUGGCACGAAAAGUGGACGAGAUGUGUGGCAAUGAAAAGUUCCAGGACAAGUCCAAGGCUCAAUUAGAGGAGUGGCUAACCACAUACACCAACGCAAACCCCAAGCGGUCGAUGUAUCAAUUUUGCAUCAAUAGAGAACGACCCGGACAGUUUCACCUUAUCUUCAAAGCUGGUCAAAAGGCGAAGCUCAUGGAUUGGAGUGUGAGAGUGAUCCCGCAGGGGUUUGAGCUUAUGAAGACACCAUAUCCUACGAUGAGGGAUCUAUGCAAUGGGUUCAAAUUGAUCUUCCAAAACAUGCAGACCGCUGCAAGCAUGGGUGGAAGAAGAUAGUCAGCUACGAUGGUUACAUGGAAUCAGGGGAUGUGUUCACUGGACACUACGAGCUUUGAGGCCGAACAUGUCCUAUACAGGGCGCAAAUGCUAUGAUGACCUUGGACAAGUUGUCCAUGCAAAAGAGCUCCUCAUCGCCUCAUCAGCAACAUUCAAGCCAUCGCGGCGCACUUGAUGGGCGGCCCUGCUGAACGACGAGUGAGUCGCCUUUAAGUCUACCACCAUGAUGACCCUCGCUUUUCGUCCGUCCCCUCCCG
Messenger RNA from Exophiala xenobiotica, 4655 nucleotides. RefSeq lists its product as uncharacterized. The record is from RefSeq and is a predicted model, not a curated record. Gene Ontology annotation, cellular component: transcription elongation factor complex. Gene Ontology annotation, molecular function: DNA binding; histone binding; nucleosome binding. Gene Ontology annotation, biological process: nucleosome organization; mRNA transcription by RNA polymerase II; transcription elongation by RNA polymerase II. Lineage: Eukaryota; Fungi; Ascomycota; Eurotiomycetes; Chaetothyriales; Herpotrichiellaceae. The transcript is spliced from 3 exons. The coding region runs from base 136 to 4398 and encodes 1420 amino acids.